Messenger RNA from Sinocyclocheilus grahami, 449 nucleotides. Its product is annotated as insulin-like. NCBI's taxonomy places the organism in Eukaryota, Metazoa, Chordata, Actinopteri, Cypriniformes, Cyprinidae. The transcript has 2 exons. The record is from RefSeq and is a predicted model, not a curated record. Bases 59 to 385 code for a protein of 108 amino acids. Gene Ontology annotation, molecular function: hormone activity. Gene Ontology annotation, cellular component: extracellular region.
AUUCAUACAGAUUUAUGCAUUCAUUCCAGGCAGUACAUGUCCACAGCUUUUGCCCAUCAUGGUCCUGUUGCUCCAGGCAGCAGCAAUAAUCCUGCUGCUGGCCUCUCUGCCUGGAUCACUCUCUACUCCAUCUCAGCAUCUGUGCGGCUCCAACCUGGUGGAUGCGCUUUUCCUUGUGUGUGGGCCUAGAGGCUUCUUUUACUCCAGCAGAAGCAGGAGGGACCUGGAGAUUUUGCUGGCCUUGCUCUCAAAUUUAGCAGAUUACGAGGUAGCUGAGGCUGAUCCAUUAAAACAGAAGGUGAUGAUGAAGAUGAAGAGAGGGAUUGUGGAACGGUGCUGUCACAGGCCCUGCACCAUCUACCACUUGGAGGACUACUGCAGCUGAACAAGCUGAAAUGUUUCGUAAAGGUUAAAGAUUUUAAUAAAUGAUCAUUACAUGCUAGUAUUUG